AUCUGCACUUCAUAAUCAUAGCUCCUCAUCUUAUAAUCCUACUCUCAUCAAUCAUUAAUCUUCUCAUCUAAUCCAUCUCCACAGGCUUUUCCUUAAAAAAUCUAAGUUAGUAUGACAUCUUUGAAGUCCCUAGUAGGCCCCACUGAAAACCCAUUUUCAGAUCCUGUUGUGGCUCAUCACUCAGUUCAACAGGGAUGUUUUUGAUACUUGUCUUUCUCUGUUUCUGCCUUUCUAGGGGAAGUGGUAGGGUUGGUUUUCUUUACUGAACCUCCUGAUACUUGUCUUCACAGAGUAACACAACUUGCACAAAGUUUAGAGAAUGUACAAGGAUAGAGGUGCAGUUAGUCCCUUGACCAGACACCACCAAUGAGUCACGUCUGAAAAAGUUGGAUAUACUUUGAGGUGAAAAAAGUAAUUGCUGGUGGUUUGAUUUAUUGUGGUCAAUUUGUUUGGUUUGCAAGUGAGAGAAACUCUAAUUUCCAGGUUUGAUUUGGAGUUCUUGAUGAUGGAAAUGGAAUCCACAGCACAAAGAAAUGACAUAACCCUUGAGAGGGUUGUUUCAUCAAAGGCACUGAAGAUGGGCAACUCAUUUUCAUGUCAAAUUUGUGUAGCAGAUAAUGGUAAGAAGGAUGCUGCAAGAAAGCUACAUUCACAGAAAAAAGAAGAGUCGGAUAGAAAAGAGAAGAUCAUGUUAUUGUAUUCUGCCUGGACUGCUAUGCUAAAUAAAUCAGAAGGUAAUAUUGAUAAUGAGUUCUGGAGCAAGUUAGGACUGAACAUAUCCCAAGUGCCGAAAGCUCCUCAUUUGGAGAACUGUAAAUCCAGUGCACAAGUAAACAAAUUUUUCGACAUUCACCGAGAGAAUGAACAAAACCCGGAUUGGGAAAACUGGGAAGGACUUCUAAGAAUGAAAAUUCAACAAGAAAACUCCACGGUGGAUAGUGAACAAGCACAUGCUGAGAAGAUGUUUAAAUCUAAAGACACUUAUCCUCCUUGGAUUUCAGGAUCAGAUGAAGAUAAUUUUCCCCUGACAAGGAAAGUGCAACAUGACAUAUGGAUACACCAACACCCACUGAAUUGCAGUGACCCUAUUUUAAGGUUUCUAGUUGCUGAUUGGGAAACAAAACCUGGAUUUGGCAUUGGUGCCCAGCUAGCUGGAAUGAUUGGUUUUCUUGCUAUUGCAAUCAAUGAGAAAAGGAUUCUAGUUACCAACUAUUUCAACCGAGCAGACCAUGAUGGAUGUAAAGGUCGUUCCCGCUCUAAUUGGUCUUGCUACUUCUUUCCUGAAACUUCUUUAGAAUGUCGAGAUCCUGCAUUUGAUCUUAUGAAAAGACAAGAAGCUUGGGAUAGUGGAACUGUAACUGGAAAACAUAAUUAUAGGUCGAAGGACAUUUGGGCAGGACGUAUACCCAAGGUUUGGGGUGAUCCUUGGUUAUUUUUACAACCAACAACUGAAAUAAAUGGCAGUUUGGUCAGGCAUCAUCGAAAAAUGGAUAGGAGGUGGUGGCGAGCACAGGCAAUACGGUACCUAAUGAGGUUCCAAACUGAUUAUACAUGUGACUUGCUAAAUGUGGCUCGACAUACUGAAUUUGGAAUUCAAGCCGCAGAGAUGGUUCUUGAAAGUCUUCCUGGAGCAUGGCCAGAGGCAGUUGCAAAUAAUCCUCUAUCUGAUAUGGAGGAAUAUGUGUGGCGCGAACAUAAACCUUGGAUUCCGAGGCCUCUACUGAGUAUGCAUGUAAGAAUAGGAGAUAAGGCAUGUGAAAUGAAGGUGGUUGGAUUUGAAGAGUAUAUGCGCCUUGCUGAUAGGAUAAGAAAGCGCUUUCCAAACCUGAAGACCAUUUGGCUUUCAACUGAAAUGCAGGAAGUGAUUGACAAAUCAAUGUCAUACCCAAAUUGGAAGUUUCAUUACACGAACAUUACACGGCAAGUAGGAAACACGUCAAUGGCAUCUUAUGAAGCGAGUCUUGGCAGAAAGACGAGUAGCAAUUAUCCCCUGGUUAAUUUCUUGAUGGCGACGGAGGCUGAUUUCUUCAUUGGAGCUUUGGGUUCAACCUGGUGUUUUCUCAUAGAUGGAAUGCGGAAUACUGGUGGGAAAGUAAUGGCUGGAUAUUUAAGUGUCAAUCGGGACCGGUUCUGGUAGCAUUAACAUAUCUAGGAAUCAAACACGUACAUACGUCAAAGUAGAAUAGAGGCCUUGUUUAUAGCAAAAUUUUAAGUACUUUUUACGGAUUUUUGUUUUCUCAGGCACAUACUUGUCAAUAUAAGUAAGAAUGUUCUAUG
Papaver somniferum (opium poppy) is the source of this 2277-nucleotide messenger RNA. RefSeq lists its product as uncharacterized. NCBI's taxonomy places the organism in Eukaryota, Viridiplantae, Streptophyta, Magnoliopsida, Ranunculales, Papaveraceae. The record is from RefSeq and is a predicted model, not a curated record. The transcript has 11 exons. Gene Ontology annotation, biological process: protein N-linked glycosylation. Gene Ontology annotation, molecular function: alpha-(1->6)-fucosyltransferase activity. Bases 503 to 2137 code for a protein of 544 amino acids.